AGAGGACUGGGUUUGGUGGGAGGGAGUGGCAGGAGCAUGGAAGGGGACAGAGUAUCCUCCUUACCCCAGGGCCCCAGCAUUUUCUCUGCACAAAGCAGGGGUUUUCACCACCCUGAGGAUAUAUUGUCUCUACUGGUUCACCAGACAUGUAAAUCUGGACAAGAACCAUGUUACUGUGCAGUUCGGCUCCCUUAGGAGGACGUUGAGGUUCCCCUACCUCAGGGACCCCACCUUGCAGGCCGGCCUCCUGGGCACUGGCCCGUGAGCUCGCAGCAGGUGCAUCCUCCCCAGACACUUCCCUGGGGCCAAGGCAAGAGCCACAGAGGCUGCCAUGGGACCGUUCCCCAACCGCCAACUCAAGAAAGUUCAGGAUGGUGGCAGCCAGGAAGCAGGCAUGCAACGGCCCCGCCCCUGGGAGGGCACAGGAAGGUGCUGGCCCAGCCCCGAGAAGGCCCCAGAACCAGCGCAAAGCUAACAGCCCAGCACGUCCACACCAUGUCCUGGAUCCCUGUCCUGCUGGCACUUCUGGCACACUGCAUAGGUGGUGGCCCCCAGCCGGUGCUGAACCAGCCACCAUCCAUGUCCUCAUCCCUCGGAACCACAAUCCACCUGCCUUGCACCUUGAGCAGGGACCACGAUGUCAGCGUUUACAACAUCUUCUGGUACCAGCAGAAGCCCGGCCAGCCUCCCAGAUUCUUGCUGAGAUAUUUCUCCCACUUGGACAACCACCAGGGCUUUAAGAUCUCCCCUCGCUUCUCUGGAUCCAAAGAUGUGGCCAAGAACACCGGGUAUUUGAGCAUCUCGGAGCUGCAGCCUGAGGAUGAGGCUACAUAUUUCUGUGCUGUGGGGGCCCAGAGCUUGGAGAGGGAGAAGGAGAUGAGGAGGGAAGAGAAGGAGGCUGCUGGCCCAGGGUCCCAGGCUCCCCCGGACACACUCGCCUUGAAGUGACACAGAGGCCAUGUGUCCUCAGGGAAGGGUGGGUGUGGGUGAGGAGGGAAGGGCUCAGAGAAGAGUUGGGGCUCACCUUCUUCUUGUCUGGCAACACAGUUUAGACCCCAAUGGAGGCCAGAUUGGGGCAUUAAAGUCGCUUGUGUUUUGGGAAGUCGGCUUGCUGAGUCUGGUGUGCCUGGUGUCCUGAGCUGUACUGAGGAGGCCCCAGCUCUUCUGGGAAAGGUCCGAGGGAGUGGAACACACCCAAAACCCACAAAGGGUGAAGGUCCAAGGAGCCUGGCUCAUCACAGUCUGCUCGGCCCAAGCCCCUGCUCUGGUGGGUCACGCUGGGCACAGGGGCUGCACCUUGGAGGACAUCCCUGUUGAGGACAGGAUGCUGUGUGGCGCAGGAGUUACAGGGUAAACCAGCCUCUGGGGAGGACAGUGGGUGCUUAGUGGUAGGUUGAGUACUACCUCGGUACUACUGACAUUCGAACCCAGUUCUUUGUUGUGGGGCUGUCCUAUGCGCUGUCAGAUGUUUGAGGCAUCCCUAGCCACUACCCAGCAGAUGCCAGUACCUGCACCUUCCUGCCCCUAAUUAUGACAACCAAAAAUGUCUCCAAGCGUUGCCAAAUGUCCCCCAGAUGGCAAAAUUACUUUGAUUAAACACCAUUGAUCUAGGCAAGAGAAAUGCAUGGAUUCC
Canis lupus familiaris (dog) is the source of this 1633-nucleotide messenger RNA. RefSeq names its product immunoglobulin iota chain-like (gene VPREB1). Gene Ontology annotation, biological process: immune response; immunoglobulin production. The transcript has 2 exons. The coding region runs from base 496 to 948 and encodes 150 amino acids. The record is from RefSeq and is a predicted model, not a curated record. Lineage: Eukaryota; Metazoa; Chordata; Mammalia; Carnivora; Canidae.